Messenger RNA from Nothoprocta perdicaria, 877 nucleotides. It is a transcript of the gene NRN1L, whose product is annotated as neuritin 1 like. Gene Ontology annotation, cellular component: plasma membrane. Bases 1 to 468 code for a protein of 155 amino acids. Gene Ontology annotation, biological process: nervous system development; neuron projection extension. The record is from RefSeq and is a predicted model, not a curated record. Lineage: Eukaryota; Metazoa; Chordata; Aves; Tinamiformes; Tinamidae. The transcript has 3 exons.
AUGCGCCUAGAGAUGAGUGAUUGCAGCGGCUGUGCAUGGGUCGUGACCCAGGAACCCGUGAGCAUGGCAGGGAAGUGCGACACCAUCUACAAGGGCUUCGCAGGCUGCCUCAUCAGCCUGGGGGACAGCAUGGCGCAGAGCGUCCAGCAGCAGGAGAGCGGCCAGGAGGGGCAGGAGCUGGACACCAUCUGCAAGUCCUGGGACGACUUUCACGCCUGCGCCAGCGGGGUCCUGUCGAGCUGCCCCGAGGAGGCGGCUGCCAUCUGGGAGUCACUGCGCGAGGAGUCCCGCAAGAUCCAGUUCCAGGGGAACCUGCACGAGCUCUGCAGCGCCCGCGCCCGCCUGGCUGCUGCGCAGGGCUCGCCAGCGGCCGAGACCAACCAGGCCACGCUGCGGGGCUCGGCCGCCCCCGCGCGCCUCGGCCUCCUGCCCUUGCUGGCCCUGCCACUCCUCGCACCCUGGCUCUAGCCCUGCGGCAGCGCCGGGAGCCCUUCCUGCCCACCCGGCUCCGGACAACCCCAGGAGCUGUUGGACAAGGAGGCAGGAGCGUCAGGUCCGCAGCGGCAGGGAGCAGGGGUCAGCACCGCGCUCAGGGCCAUGGUGCUGUUCCAGGCGGCUCCUCCUCCAGUGCCGCUGCCUCUGGAGACUUGGCCAUCUCUCUGCCAUACCCCUCUGGCUCUGCCAUGCCGCAUCCGAGCCAAGACUGCUGGAUCUCUGUCCCGGGGGGCACGGGCUGUGCUUGCCCUGCAGGGCUCGGCCUCUUCCCAGGGCUUCUUUGGGCUCCUCCUUCCUCGCGUCCCUCGUGUGCCACUGGGGAUGGCUCUGAUGCCACCGAGGGAGCGGGGACAGGGAAGGCCGUGGGGUGGCCCUUGUCCCU